This is a messenger RNA of Neoarius graeffei (lesser salmon catfish), 4129 nucleotides long. RefSeq names its product TBC1 domain family, member 22a (gene tbc1d22a). The transcript is spliced from 14 exons. Lineage: Eukaryota; Metazoa; Chordata; Actinopteri; Siluriformes; Ariidae. Gene Ontology annotation, molecular function: GTPase activator activity. Bases 141 to 1832 code for a protein of 563 amino acids. Gene Ontology annotation, biological process: activation of GTPase activity. The record is from RefSeq and is a predicted model, not a curated record.
GCACCAACAUGGCGGCUUUCUGAGUUUACGAAGAGGGGAAAGAUAGCUAAUGUAAUGUAAAUACAGCAAGUGUGGGUUAUUUGGAGAGUGUAUUAGUCGUUUGAAGUGUUGAUGGUGUGUUGUACAGAGAGGAAUAAAACAUGUCGAGCGACGGAAGUAAAAAACAGUUCUGGAAAAGAAACACAGCGAAGGUUCCUGGCAGUAUACAGCACGUUUAUGGAGCCCAGCAUCCUCCAUUUGAUCCUCUCCUCCACGCUAAUUUGAUCAAAGCUGGAAACAAACCGCCCGCGACAAGCACGCCUGGAAAGCCGAAGAAAGCGACCACCUUCCAGGAGUUUGAGAGCAUCACGAGCGAUGCCUGGGACGUGGGUGAUGACGACGACGAGCUCCUCGCCAUGGCCGCCCAGAACCUCAACAUCGAGGUAGUAAUGGAGACGGCCAACAAGGUGAUCGAGAACCACAGCAAGCAGCAGGAGCGACGACAGCAGCAGCUCGACGAACCUCCUGGGCCUGAGGAGAAAGACGAAGAGGAGGGGCACGACAAAGAUGAAGAGGAGAAGCUAGAGGAGGAGGAGACAACCCCAGAGCUGGCCUUUAGCUCGGAGCGUGUCCACUACACUGACAGCAGGCUGGUGAAGUCCCACAGUGAAGCACCUAUUGGAUCACCAAAGGAGAUGAGUGGUGAGCGAGCAGCACUAUACAGGCAGCAGUCGCUCCCUCACAGGCCGGUCAUCCCCCUGGUGGCCCGCAUGGCUGAUCAGAACACGUCAGGAACCCCGGCCAUGACGGAGAGAGAAGCUUCCAGACUAGACAAGUUCAGACAACUUCUGGCUGGGCCCAACACGGACCUCGAAGAGCUUCGGAAGUUGAGCUGGUCAGGAAUUCCACGGCAAGUGCGUCCCAUCACGUGGAAGCUCCUCUCGGGUUACCUACCUGCCAAUGCCGAGCGCAGAGCCAGCACGCUGCAGAGAAAGAGGCAGGAGUACUUUGGUUUCAUCGAGCAGUACUACGACUCCCGUAACGACGAGCAUCACCAGGACACCUACAGACAGAUUCACAUAGAUGUUCCCCGGAUGAGUCCGGAGCGUUUAGUGCUCCAGCCGAGAGUCACUGAGAUUCACAUUGACAUACCGAGAACUAAUCCUCUUAUUCCUCUCUUUCAACAAGCUUCUGUGCAAGAGAUCUUUGAGCGGAUUCUGUUCAUCUGGGCCAUUCGGCAUCCCGCCAGCGGGUACGUCCAGGGCAUCAACGAUCUCGUCACACCCUUCUUCGUUGUCUACAUCUUUGAGUAUAUCGAGGAAGAGGUGGAAAAUUUCGAUGUUUCCAGCUUGCAGGAAGAGGUGCUGCGGAACAUCGAGGCUGACAGCUUCUGGUGCAUGAGCAAGCUGCUGGAUGGCAUUCAGGACAACUACACUUUUGCCCAGCCGGGGAUCCAGAGGAAAGUGAAGGCUCUGGAGGAGCUGGUGAGCCGAAUUGAUGUGACCGUACAUCGGCACAUGCAGCAUUAUGAAGUGGAAUACUUGCAGUUUGCCUUCCGCUGGAUGAAUAACCUGCUGAUGAGAGAGCUUCCCCUGCGCUGCACCAUCCGACUGUGGGACACCUACCAGGCCGAACCCGAGGGCUUCUCCCACUUCCACCUGUACGUGUGCGCUGCUUUCUUGGUGCACUGGAGGAAGGAGAUUUUGGAGGAGAAGGACUUCCAGGGCCUGAUGAUCCUGCUGCAGAAUUUACCCACCAUGCACUGGGGCAAUGAGGAAGUGAGUGUGCUUCUGGCUGAGGCCUAUAGGCUAAAGUUUGCUUUCGCAGAUGCACCCAAUCAUUACAAGAGAUGAGGCUUCCAUCAGCAUGACUACUGAACUGAGACUCUCGAUAGCCCACCCUGAGGCUUCUCAUGGUCCACUCUGAGACUCCUGAUGGCCCGUCAUAUAAACUGUACAGUGGCCUAUCCUAAUAUUCCUGAGGCUCCCAGUGGCCCAUCCUGUUAUUCCUGAUGGCCCACUGUGAGACUCCUAAUGGCCCACCCUGGGGCUACCCAUGGCCCACCUUAAAACUCCUUAAUUGCCCAACCUGAGACUUCCAAUGGCCCACCCUGAGAUUUUUUUGAUGCCCCAAUUUGAGACUCCUGAUGGCCCACCAUGGGGACUACCGAUGGCCCACCCUCAGACUCCCAACAGGCUGCUCAUCAGUUUGAAGUGGACUGUGUUUACAUGACUCAGUGUAAAACUGUAGCCUUUGGUUCCUUCACCUCCAGCUCUGUUCUUACACACUAACCCACACACUAACCCACACACUCCAGACAUCAACUAUCUGUCUAUUUAAUCAAGCCAAAAAAAACCCUCUGAAAAAGACACUUCUCUCAAAAAUGACUAACAAAUCAAUUUUUUUUUCCGUCCUUUUUGAAUUUCCGGCCCUCCAACACCUGAAAGGUUUCACAGCAAAGGUUUUGUGUAGGCUGAUAAAAUGUUGCCAGUUUGUUGCAAAACCCUGUGUUCUGUACCGGUUCGAAUCGAAUUACUGACGCUGAGAGGGUGUGUGGGUGACUGUGAGGAAGAGUGUCUGGCUCAAAUUUUCUCAGCUACAUCAAGAGUAAUAGCUGGAAGUCCACUUUUGCACUGAGCAGUCUCCAUUAUGAAUCUCUCAUACAGCUGCAGGUCAGGAGUGCGUCGCAUUAAAGGCAAUAAUCACGCAUUACUCAGACAGGAAGACGGAAUAGAGACACAUUCAUGCAUCCAGAGAAGUCGCUAAAAAAAGAGAGAGAGAAGAAAAGCACCCAGGAAGUAGAAUGAAAGGACACUUUAUUCAAACCUAGGUCUACCUCAGGAGCCGGUCGGUGUGGAUCGGCAGUCAGAUGGAAUGCAGUACCUAGGCCGUUCAUCUGCCUCCGUGUCAGAACAAUAGCCAUUGAUGUUCAUUUUUUGAACACUUGUCUUUAUUCUUUUUUUGUUUUAGGUAGAACAAAUAAGAUUUGCCUUAAUUUGGCUACUCUGAUUCUGCUAGAAACAAACAUUUGCGAUCAUUAGUGGCUUGUCUAUAGAGUUCUAGCUGCUCUAAUCAAUUAGCCUUUAACGUGCUUAAUGGCCCGUUCUUUUGCACCCCUCUUUGGAGCUCUGGUCCGGACUUGUUGCAUGAUGCUGUCGUUUGUGAGCGCAUUCAGAGCAUAAAAGAUCUCCACAAAGUGAGUAGUGGCAGUAUUCAAACCUUUGUGCGGUGUUCAGUCAUGUUGUCAGGCUUUUCAUUUUCCCUGCCAGCUCUUAAAUACAUGUGAAGAGAAAGAAAAUGCAUUCUAUUUUCCUUGGAUUUUGUACACCAUGUAUUGCUUAAAUCAGCCUUUUUAUUGUUUUUUUCUUUUAUAUACUGUUUACAUGAGCCUGUUAAGUUGUGCCUGACAUCAGAAAUUGUCUACACCAUCUCAGAUGCGUGUUUCUUUAACGUUGAACGUUUACUUCCAGUAAGUAGGCUUGUGCUGAGAUCACAUUUUACCAUUUCACGGUGUUGCGUUUUAAAAUAAAUGACAAAUAAAUGCAGUGCUUCCUGCUGAACGACAUUUUAACUGUGAGAGGUCAGACGUGUUUUCCAAACAUUAAUCAAGUCCAAACUGAAAAACUCAUUGAUUUGGACAGAGUUAAUUUCAGGAGUACAAACGCUCUGCAGAAAUGCUUCCUACCUUGGCAGCCUCGUCUCAAAGGGCAUGCAGGAGUAGCACGUGUUUUGAAGCGUUGCGCAAUACUGUAUACGUGAUCAUCAGCACAUGCCUACUGAGUGUUCCUGCUGCGCUGGGCUAUGUGCAUGGACAACAGGCUAACCUUGUUAACUGACCAUAUCUGUCUGUUUACUUCACUCAUAAGACGCAUACAAUAUGUGCCACCUGUUUCUCUUGCUUUCCCCCUUUUUUAUAUUUGCUUCCUUUUCCUUGUUCUUGCAUUGUUUUCUUCUCUCAGUGAGCAGUGAAAAGCAUAGCUCUGGAUAUCAGACAAGGGCAGUUUAACCUUUAGAAAAUACCAAUUUUAAAAGGGUGUCAGUAAAUUUUCUGAAACGUUCUUGAAUUUAAAAAAAAAUUGUGUACAGAACAAAGACUUUUCAAAGGUCUGUAAAUAGAGAGAUGUGUAAAUAAAUGCUAUAUAUGAACAAC